AUGAUUUUGUUCCUGAUAAGUAUUAGUAUCCACAACUGCACACAUGAUCAAUUCAUGAAGAACAUCCCCCGAUAUUCUGCAAAAGCGUAUUCCAAGCGUUCACUUAAAUCCCCGACCUGGGAAAACAUUCGAAUUACAUUCGAUUACCGCUAUAUGGAUAAAACAAUUGAUGAUGGUAAGACGUGUUAUAGUUCAAGUUCUUGCUCUAGUGAAGAUGUUCUCACAGAUGCGAAAAUAAAUGUAGUAAAACAGACAAUGGAGAAUGUUAGGAAUUUCCUUCAGAGAUUAUUGAAAGUAAUUCCGAAUACAAAACCAAUAGAUGUCCAAAAUUUUGGAGGUGAUACUAAUUAUCGUCUUCCAUACCGAGUUACAAACACCGACUUAUAUAUGGGCAUCAUGGUUAGGACAUAUGGUGUAAACGGUAUAGUAGCAGAAGCUGGAUCUAAUGUUCAUGAUGAUAUAUAUUCUCGACCUUUAGCUGGAAUCGUUUUGAUUAAUGCAAGAAAAAUACCUGCAAGUGCACAAGAUGAAAACUCUAAUGAUAAUGAAUUUUUCUAUGUUUGUAUCCAUGAAAUUUUCCAUGCUCUGGGAAUUGAAGGCGGUCAGUUUUAUAACUAUCAUCCCUAUGAAUCAACAACUAGGCAUAAUCAAAUAACCUGUUCAUUUACGAAAUACGGUAGGUAUUUUAACUUCCUAGUUACACCAUAUGCUCACAAUUUUGCAGUUAAACAAUUUGGAGUCGAAACAUUCCAAGGAGACGACGGAAGUUGCCCAUCUGGUAUCGAAAUUGAAGAUGCAUGUGGUGGUGGAACUGCUGGCAGCCACUUAGAAGGAAGAGUAUAUAUGACGGAGCUGAUGACAGGCCAGACAAUUCAAACAGAAUCAGGAUCUUUCAAUAGAUUAACUGAUGCAUCAAUGGCAAUUCUUCAAGAUACCGGAAACUACAAAGUUGAUUGGCGCAUGGGUCAACCUCUUGUUUGGGGACAUCCAGAAUCAAUUGAUGGCAAUCCUAUCAAGGAUUUCGCCCUCGGUCCACCACAAAGAGUAUUUCCAGAACUCUACAUUUGGAAUGGAAACCAGAGAGAUACUUUGCCUUAUACCGGAUUUGACUUUAAGUUUUGGGGCCCCGCCAAGCAUGUCGGACCACCAUCAUGUCCCGGACACAGUUAUUGCGAUGCAAAAUCAUUCUAUAAUCCAAACAAUUAUAUCACCAUUAGUGAUUCUGCUGUUUUCGAUUAUAUGAAGUUUAUUUACCCUAAUAACGUCUGUCCAAGAGGAGAAGCUGCAAUUCCUUCAACAUAUUACGGCCUUCAGUGCUCCACCUAUCAAUGCAAUGGCUAUGAAAGUUUUACUUAUGAUGUGAAAAAGGAAAGAGGAUAUUAUAGACUUACAUGUGACAAAUCAAAUGUGGGCCAAAGGCUUAAUGCCGCAAUUGAUAGAUAUCAUCCUAGAACUAUUUGGUGUCCUGAUCCAGAAAGAUUUUGCAGAACAAUGAAACUUUAUGAGAUGCAUUUCAGAAACGAUCCAUUCCUUAAUUAUACAAAGCAACUUGUUGAUGUUCCUCCUCCAGCAACACCCACACCUACACCUCAGACACCAACUCCAAACACUCCAACUCCACAGACACCAACACCAAAGACACCCACUCCACACACACCAACACCAAAGACACCAACACCAAAUCUUCCAACUCAAAAGACUCAAAUAGAAAGUAGUGUAUCAACAGUUACAGAAGAACCUGACCCUACUAUUAAGUCGGAAAUUGAGUCAGGUAGCCCGGAAAAAGGAAACCCAGCAGUUGAAGAAGAGGAUACUAAAUCAAGUGAUAAAGGAGGAGAUAACAAUGCAAGCUCUGGCAAAAUAUUUGGUGGCCUUAGCAAGAAGAACUGGAUUAUUAUUGGUGCUGCUGCAGGUGGUGCCCUUCUUCUUAUAAUCAUCAUCGUUUCUGUUAUUGCUGUUAAGAAACAUAAAGCAUCACAAUCGGAUAGCGAUGAUGAAAUUCUUCAUACUGACUUCCUCGUUUAA
This is a messenger RNA of Trichomonas vaginalis G3, 2025 nucleotides long. RefSeq names its product regulation of choline O-acetyltransferase protein. Gene Ontology annotation, biological process: proteolysis; cell adhesion. The transcript has a single exon. Gene Ontology annotation, cellular component: membrane; cytoplasm. The record is from RefSeq and is a predicted model, not a curated record. NCBI's taxonomy places the organism in Eukaryota, Parabasalia, Trichomonadida, Trichomonadidae. Gene Ontology annotation, molecular function: metalloendopeptidase activity. Bases 1 to 2025 code for a protein of 674 amino acids.